This is a messenger RNA of Punica granatum (pomegranate), 2123 nucleotides long. The record is from RefSeq and is a predicted model, not a curated record. NCBI's taxonomy places the organism in Eukaryota, Viridiplantae, Streptophyta, Magnoliopsida, Myrtales, Lythraceae.
AUGGACCCCCAACUGUAUGAAGCUGCAUCCUCGGGGGACUUGGAAUUCAUCACCCGGCUGAAACCCGACAACUUGAUGUAUCUCGGCCAUCUCACCCCUCUGAACAACACCAUUCUUCAUAUAGCCGUCACCUUCAGGCAAAAGGAUUUUGCAGCCCAGGUGCUCAAACUCUACCCGUCUUUCCUGGAACUUGUCAAUGAAGAUGGCAAUACUCCACUCCAUAUUGCUGCCAAGAUUGGCUGCUUGGAAAUUGCCCAACUACUAAUAGAUAGUGGGCGAGAUUCUGAUCAGGGACAUGACAAAUUAGCCUGCUCCUGCUCCAACAGGAACGUCCUGAGGACCGUGAACAGGAUGGGUGACACGGCUCUGCAUGUCGCUGUGAGAAAUGGUCACUUUGAUCUGGUGGAGUUGCUGAUCAGAGAAGAUGUUGAGCUGUCCACCUUCCCAAACCUUGCGGGUGAAACUCCAGUUUUCUUGGCCGUGGAAGGAGGGUUCUUCAACGUUGCUCGUCACAUAUUGCGUGCUUCACCUGCUGCCCCACCGAGUAGAGGCACACAUGGGAUGACUGCUCUUCACGCGGCCCUAAUUCGUACACACCAUGAACUUCUUAUCCUGUCAGGCAGGGAGUCAGAAUACUAUGUCCCUGAUCUGUCCUUGGAGAACAUAAGACGCAUUAUCCGGGAUUCUCUCUUAAAUGUACUAGGACGUUUUGGGGGAUUCCGAACCCAACAGAUAGAUAUUAUUAAGGAGUUGCUUGAGAAGUGGCCAGAAAUGGUGAAAGAAGUGGAUGGACAGAAAUGGACCCCUCUUCAUUACGCAGCACACCUUGGUCAUCUCGAGGCAACCCAAUAUCUUCUAGAAGUCGAUAGGUCGAUAGCUUACCUUCAAAACAUGGAGGGAAUGUCUGCUUUCCAUCUAGCAGCAAAGGCAGGGCACAUAAAGGUCAUGGAUGAGCUCAUAGAUCAUUGUCCAGACAUCUGUGAGUUGCUUGACAACAAGGGAAGGACUGCUCUCCACUUAGCUGUUGCAAACGGAAAAGCUAAAGCGGUUAAAUUCACUCUCGAGAGAAAGAAACUCGAGGGCCUCAUCAAUUUUCCUGAUCAUAAUGGGAAUACUCCUUUGCAUCUCGCUGCUCUUUAUGGCAACUGCAACAUUUUGAUGACUCUCACUUACGACCAAAGAGUUGACAAGAAGGUUGUGAACAAGGAGUAUCUGAAGGCAAUUGAUGUCAUUCAAUCGAACACAGGUAUCGGAGAGCUUAGAAAGACGAGGAUCAUGCAGAAGAUGGAGCAAGCAGGAGGUCGACAAAGUCUACGAAGAGUGAUCUUUGAAGAGAGAGAUAUGCAGAAUCCCAGCUGGAUAGCUGAGCUCGAAGUGGAGGAAAUUGAAGAAUUUUCAAAUAGUGAGCGAGAUCUUUCUCCUAACCUAUACAGCAGCAACAGCAGCAGCAGAUUGGAUGAUAUAAGCAGCACUAGAAAUAAAAGCAACAAGGACAUCAGGUUGCGGAACCAAUACAACCGUCUUAGGAAUAUCUCGGGGACUCACUUGCUGGUUGCAGUACUCAUAGCUACAGUAACUUUCACGGCAGGGUUUACAGUUCCAGGAGGUUAUAAGGAUCAAGGAACCUCGCAGGGAACAGCAGUUCUCACCCCAAAGGUAGCUUUUAAGGUAUUCUUGAUUGCUAACGCCCUUGCCUUCUACUGCUCCACAGCCUCGGCAUUCCUUCACUUCGUGGUCUCUCUCGAGGAGAACUACCACCUCCUCCUGCGUUUCACGAAAUCAGCAGCAGCACUCAUUUACAUCUCGACACUGUUGCUAGGCAUUGCCUUCACUUCAGGAAUGCUGGUUAUUUUGCCAGGGUGCUGCUCGGCAUUCUUUAAGGCUAUCUUGGUGCUCGGCUGCUGCUUUCUUGGUUUUUGCCUGUUCGGGUUUAUAUGAAUCCCUGGUGUUGGUGCAUGGUGACAACUGUUGGUAUUAGCUCAUUGUAAUGAUGCUUUCUUUUGUUCUUCUUUUCCAGUGAACUGGUUGGUUGUAUGUUAAUGUAGAUUGUACCAAGUUGGCUAUAACAAAACAAACAAGGUACAUACCACUGACUGCAAACUCUUAAUUACUACUGCAUCUCA